Vicia faba (fava bean) is the source of this 1047-nucleotide messenger RNA. NCBI's taxonomy places the organism in Eukaryota, Viridiplantae, Streptophyta, Magnoliopsida, Fabales, Fabaceae. The record is from the annotation of a GenBank genome assembly.
AUGGAUCAAGUGAACACAACCCCGGAACCAGAAGGAGCAUCUAAUCCUACACAAGAAAGUACAUGUCCAACUCAGAAGGUAUCUUCUAAUCUGAAUCCGACACUUGAACCUGAUAUUGGGCAACAAGAAGAAAUUGAUACAAUUUUAGAACCUGCAUCAAAGAAACUUAGAAUUAAUGUGUGGCAAGAAUUUAAAAAGAUGAAAGUGAAUGGAAAAGAUAAGGCUGAAUGCAUCUGGUGUAAAAAACAACUUAGUGGCACUUCAAAGAAUGGAACAAAUCACUUGAAAGGACAUCUCUUGAGUUGUAUUCAAAAAAAGAUCAAGACUAGAAACCAUGACAAAGGACAACCAUUUCUCCUACCGACUAUCUCAGAAGGAAAGCAAGAGUUAGGAAUUGGAACUUAUGAUCCAGAACAUGUGAAGAAGUUGAUUGCUGAAGCUAUUAUUAUGCACGAUUAUCCACUAUCAAUUGUGGAUCACAUUGGUCUUAGAAGAGUCUUUGUUUCUCUCCAACCAUUGUUUAAAGUUCCUACUCGAAACAUAAUCAAGAAGGAGGUAUUGAAAGUUUAUGAUUUUGAGAAAAAAUGUGCUAUGAAGAUGUUAGAUAACCAUGAAGGGAGAGUGGCAAUUACCACAGAUAUGUGGACUUCAAGCAACAAAAAAAAAAGGUAUAUGGCGGUUACGGCUCACUAUAUUGAUGGCUCGUGGACUUUACAGAGUCGAAUCUUGAGGUUCAUUUAUGUUCCAGCCCCUCACACUAGUGAAAGACUUGCUGAAGCACUUAUUAAACUUAGAGAUGCACAACCUACUGCUCCAUCCAUUGGUACAACUGCUAUUAUUAAUGAUGAGGCUGAAUUUGAUGCAUACGUUGAGACAAUUGCCGUUGCCGAAGACUCAAGUUCAAGUGUUAAGAGUUGGCUAUGGACUGCUGAGAAUAACGGAAUUUUUAGAGUUGCAGAAGAAAUUGCUACUGUGUUGAAUGAAAUGGAGUCAGACGAUGAAGCUGAGUUGAUGGAAGGUUGUUUGGGUUACCAUUUUGAAGAUUAG